Messenger RNA from Aspergillus neoniger CBS 115656, 932 nucleotides. Its product is annotated as dienelactone hydrolase. Gene Ontology annotation, molecular function: hydrolase activity. NCBI's taxonomy places the organism in Eukaryota, Fungi, Ascomycota, Eurotiomycetes, Eurotiales, Aspergillaceae. Bases 76 to 831 code for a protein of 251 amino acids. The transcript has 3 exons. The record is from RefSeq and is a predicted model, not a curated record.
GCGUUACUGUGAUUUUCCACAGCUCAAUAUUCCAAGAUCAAAUCAGCCUACAGCAUAAAUCGUCGAUAAGCGAUCAUGGCAUCCCUCCCCGCUGGAAGUUGCUGUUACCAAGGCGUCAAGCACGAAGGUGAAGCCAAGGGUAGCUUCUCGCAGCUCAAUGAUUUCGAGAUCUACACCAGCUCUCCUGCUGACAAGUCCACCGAGAAUGGUAUCUUGGUCAUCACGGAUGUGAUCGGCCACCGCUUCAUUAACGCCCAGCUCAUUGCCGACCAGUUUGCUGCUAAUGGCUACUUCGUUAUGAUGCCUGACCUCUUCGACAACGACGCCAUCCCGCUCAACCGCCCUGAUGGCUUCGAUAUCAUGGCAUGGAAGGGUGGCGCAUACCACAAGGACAAGAAGCCCCAUACCCCCGAGGUCGUCGAUCCUAUCAUCGAGGCCUGCAUCAAGGAGAUGAGGACCAAGUAUGGAUGCAAGAAAAUCGGUGCCGUGGGUUACUGCUUCGGUGGCAAGUACGUUGUGCGCCAUCUCCGCCCCGGCCAGAUCGAUGCUGGAUACACCGCCCACCCUUCCUUCGUCGAGUCGGAGGAGCUGAAGGCCAUCAAGGGCCCUCUGGCUAUUGCUGCUGCAGAGACUGAUGCAAUCUUCCCCGCUGAGAAGCGUCAUGAAUCCGAAGAGAUCCUGAAGGACUCGGGUCUCCCUUACCAGAUCAACCUCUACAGCGGCGUUGCGCACGGCUUUGCUGUCCGUGGAGACCCCGCCAACCGCACGGUGCAGUAUGCUAAGGAGAAUGCUUUCUUGCAGGCUGUCCAGUGGUUCAAGGAGCACUUAUAGUGGUGUGGAUUUUGUCUUAAGAUAACCUACCUGAAAUGGGAGGUAUGAUGGCUUCAAUGCAAAGUAGGCUAUAUGACCAAUCAUAUCGAAAAUUGUUAGAC